Molecule: messenger RNA, 1502 nt
Organism: Brassica oleracea var. oleracea
Lineage: Eukaryota; Viridiplantae; Streptophyta; Magnoliopsida; Brassicales; Brassicaceae
Molecular function (GO): nucleic acid binding; zinc ion binding
Source: RefSeq, a predicted model, not a curated record
UUUCUUUUCUUUCUCUGGUCGCAGGAGAUAUGGGCGACCUAGAUGGAGCACCAACACAAGCCGAGAUCAAUGCUCAGCUGUUAGGCAACCAUGCUGAACUCCAAGCCACACUGGCCACGGUGACUGAGCAGCUGGCUCAGAUAACAGGGAGAAACCGAGCUAAUGCUCCACAGCCAAGGAGGAGAAACCAACCCAUUCCAGAAGAGCAACAAUCCCAAUCCAGUGAGGACAACUCGGACACUGACCGUACCGAACCGGAUGAGCCGCGGUACGAACGGGCUGGGCGUGGGAACCGGCGGGAGUAUCGGGUCCAAGGCGAUGGAAGCCCGAUCCGUAGGAGAUUCCGAGAUGAAGAGGUCGCCUGGCAAGGAGGCAAGGAUCUCAAACUUACUCCUCCGACCUUUGCUGGAAAGGUAGAGCCGGACGCUUACAUCGAAUGGGAGAAGCGCAUGGAGUACAUCUUUGAGUACUACCACUAUACCGAGGCCAAAAAGAUCGCCCUAGCCGCAGCACAGCUGACGGACAAUGCCCUAACUUGGUGGGACAGGGAAGUAGCCGAGGUUGGCAGGGUCUAUAGGAUCGAGACUUGGAAUGAGAUGCGAGCUAAACUCCGAGCAAGGUAUAUUUCCUCUUACUAUCAGCGGGACUUACUAAAACGUUUUCGCAAGUUGUCUCAGGGUACUAGGACCGUGGAGGAAUACUUUGAAGAGUUCGAGGCUCUCAAGAACAAGCUCAGGACGCGCGAAACCGAAGAAGUUAUGAUGGCACAGUUCUUGGAAGGUCUUCAAGACCGCAUCGCUCGCAAGGUGGAGAGGCAGACUUACGUCAACUUCAACGAUCUCCUCCACUAUGCCGUCCUGGCCGAGCAGCACAUUAGGAGGAAGAACGCCUCUAGUGCCAGGAACAAGACGCCAUGGGCUCCAUCCGGAUCCAAAGGAGAUGAGAAAAACAAGUCCGUUGAAGUGGACAGCCGGUUCAAGAAGAAUCAAUCUGACCAGUCCAAGCCAUGCUCAUCCGAACCAGGUAAGGGACCAACUCCAGCCCAAAGAACCCGUGAUAUUACCUGUUACAAAUGUCAGGGAAAGGGGCACUACUCCAGGGACUGUCCGAACAAGCGUGUCAUGAUCCUUAAGGCACCAGGACCAGGUGAAGUGUGAUGUGGUUCCUAUGCAAGCCGGACAUCUGCUGUUAGGGAGGCCUUGGCAGUUUGACAAGGAUACCAUUCACCAUGGAAGGACUAACACCUACAGUUUCACCCACAACAACAAGAAGCACAGCCUGGCUCCUCUCAGCCCCCAAGAGGUCUACGAAAUGCAGAGAGCCAUGGACCAGUCUGGGCUGUUUAGUAAAACUAACCUAUUAAUCUCUUCUAGUAAAGUGAUUAAGUCAUUACAGCAAGAUACACAGGUGCUACUGAUUGGUCUUCAAGGAAGGUUGUUUUGCAGGUUUUGAGGCACCAGAUUGCCCAGCUCAGAUGCAUGUGCUAAUGGACAAGUACAAGG